CGGCGGCUGCGGUUUGAAUUCCAGCGGCGCCGCCAGAGUCCGAACAAGAGCUGGGGUGGAGGGGGCGGGGCCCUGGGGAGCCAGGCGGGUCGCGAUCGCGCGGGGAAACCAUUGGCGGCGCCGCCGGACACCAACGCUACCAUCUCCUCUGUGUCCGUGAUGGACUCGGUGUUGGAAGAGGACAUCACCCUCCCCGGGACGCUCAGCGGCUGCAGUGGCCUCGUUCCCAAUCGACCAAAGGACCUGGAUGGCGUCAGCCCCACUGCUGGCUUGGGAAAUGGUGUGCUCCCCAACGUGUCAGAAGAAACGGUGUCUCCCAGCAGAGCACGGAACAUGAAGGACUUUGAAAAUCAAAUCACUGAACUGAAGAAAGAAAACUUUAACCUAAAGCUCCGCAUCUAUUUCCUGGAGGAAAGGAUGCAACAGGAACUUGACGGCCCCACCGAACACGUCUACAAAACUAACAUCGAGCUCAAGGUGGAAGUGGAGAGUCUGAAGCGGGAGCUCCAGGAGAGAGAGCAGCUGCUCAUCAAAGCCUCCAAAGCAGUUGAGAGCCUGGCUGAAGGGGGCGGCUCUGAAAUUCAGCGGGUGAAGAAGGAUGCUCAGAAGAAGGUGCAGCAGGUUGAAGAGCUCCUAACCAAAAGAAUACUCCUUUUAGAAGAGGAUGUGAGAGCCGCCCAAGCAGAACUGGAAAAGGCCUUUGCUGGGACAGAAACGGAGAAGACGCUUCGGCUGAGCUUGGAAAACAAGCUUGCAGAGAUGAAGAAGGUGCACGAGGGGGACCUGGAGAUGGCUCUGGUCCUGGAAGAGAAAGACAGACUGAUUGAGGAGUUGAAGCUGUCUUUGAAGAGCAAAGAAGCUUUAAUUCAGUGCCUUAAAGAGGAGAAAUCUCAGAUGGCAUCUCCUGAUGAAAACGUGUCAUCUGGAGAGCCCCGAGGACUCUCUGCCGCUCUGAGGGGAGACGGGGAGAGAGAGGCUGAGGCUGCACGAAUGGAGCGCCAGAAGGAGAGAAACCGCUUUGAGGAGAGGAUCCAGGCACUUCAGGAGGACCUGAGAGAGAAGGAAAGAGAAAUUGCUACAGAAAAGAAAAACAGUUUAAAGAGGGAUAAAGCCAUUCAGGGCCUAACCAUGGCAUUAAAGUCAAAGGAAAAAGAGAUUGAAGAACUUAACUCUGAAAUCAAAGAGCUCAGUGCUGCCGCUGCUAAAGCCAGAGAGGCCCCCCAGAAAGCACAGACCCAGAAGGUCCAGGGGUCUGAAGAUUAUGAGGCUGCUCUGUUAGAAAAGGCGGCCCUUUUGGCCGAGCUGCACUCAGAAAACCUCACCAAGAGUACAGAGAACCACAGACUGCGUAGGAACAUGAAGAAGGUCACCCAGGAGCUGAGCGACCUGCAGCGGGAGAGGGAGAGACUGGAGAAGGACCUGGACGCAGCCCACCGUGAGCGGAGCAAGGGAGACCGCGCCGUCCACGACCUUAGAAAUGAAGUUGAGAAAUUACGCAACGAAGUGAAUGAAAGAGAGAAAGCAGUAGAGAAUCGUUACAAGAGUCUUUUGAGUGAAAGUAAUAAAAAAUUGCACAGUCAAGAGCAAGUGAUCAGAAGUCUGACAGAGAGUGCUCAUCAGAAGGACUUGUUGCUUCAGAAAUUCACUGAAAAAGGCUUGGAAGUAAUACCUCAGAACCACUACUUAACGACGGUGGAGGAUCUUGAGCUGGGGAGUGAAGACCUCAUCACCGAGAAGUGCCCCCCUCAGUCACCAGGCAGCGAAACCAUCUUCUCUGAGGAAAAGCAACAAUUAGGCUAUGAAGAGCUGAUUCAGGUCUUGAAGAAAGAGCGAGACAUCUAUACACAUCUGGUAAAAUCUCUGCAGGACUCAGACAGUGUCAACAGCCUGCAGGCUGAGUUGAACAACAUCUUGGUCCUGCGGAAGCGGCUGCAGCGGGACGUGCUGGCCUGUCGGCAUCUGCGCAAGGCCCUGGAGGAGCAGCUCAGCGACAUCCGGCGGCGGGAAGAAGAACCGUUUUCAUUUUAUAGCGAUCAAACAUCAUAUCUGAGUAUUUGCCUUGAAGAGCACAACCGGUUUCAAGUGGAACAUUUUUCUCAAGAAGAACUUAAGAAGAAGGUCGGCGAGCUUAUCCAGCUGGUGAAGGAGCUGCAUGCGGACAACCAGCACCUGAAGAAAACCAUUUUUGAUCUCUCCUGCGCGGGCUUCCCGAGAGAUGGCAGGUCUGAGUCAGUAGGUCAAACGGAGCUUCUGGCUAGCAAGGAAGACGAGGACUCAAGCAGACUCGGAGAGGAUGGUGAGGAUCAUUUCCUGAGUGACCAGCAUCCGGAGCAGAGUAACAAGAUUACGGAGGACUAUUCCCGAGGGGGCUGCAAAAAUGGAUAUUUAAGACACCCAGAUUCCAAUAUUUUGGACUACGACGGAGCCCCCAAAUCUGGCUGCCCCGGAGACCAGAGCCUAGAAGGCGAGCUCGUGAGCCUGCUCGGCCCGCUCUUCAGCGAGAAGGCCACGUGGUUGCUGGAAUCCAGAAACAGGCCAGACCUUCUGAAAGAGCUCCGUGAUCUGCUUCUGGAACAGCUGUGCUUGAUAGAGCAGGAAGCUUCUGGAGAAUAUCUUGUUGGUAAAACGGAGAAGACACUGAAGCAGAUGGCCCUUCAGCUCGGAGGAGAACUUGGACAUUUUAUCCAUGCCAACUCGUCUUCCCAGCCACACGAGGCACUGAAGUGGCCGCUGGGAGCCCAGCUAGCAAAGGUGGACGCGGAGGCCAAGGUGGAGCAGAAGGACGCUUCUGUGCAGACCGCGGCCACGGAGGGCGACACCCUCAGAUUCAGACAUGAGGGCCAGAGGGAGGCUUGGGAGGAGAAACCCUCAGACGCCGUGUGCAGCGCGAAGCAUCAGCCCGAGAAUUUGUGCAGGAAGCCGGAGCGACAGGCCACUGCCCUUUCCUUCCCCUGGGGGACCGAAAAAAAUGCUAAGAAGUCGCGCCUGCCCAUCCUGAUAAAACCAUCCCAGUCGCUAGGAAGUGUGUGCCGGCUCCCCGCCUCCCAGGGGGUGGUGGCCCAGCUGCAGGGCCAGAUCCUGGAGCUGCAGGGGGAGCUGAAGGAGUCCAAAAUUCGCAAUAAGCAACUUCACCAAAAGUUAAUUCUGGCUGAAGCAAUGAUGGAGGGGAGGCCAGCGCCAGACGAAGAGCCCCUGAAAGCCCAGCCCCUCGUGGGAGCAGCCUACCAGGACGGCCCCAGGGAGCAGGAAGGAAUCGAAGCCACACCCUGUGUCUGGAGAGACCAGGAAAAGGACAGCGAUCAGCACGCCAGCUGCGACACAGACUCCGAAAUUUACCAGCCUGAUGACCUCGCCAUCUUACCAAUGUGCGAAGAGAAUCUUUCUGAGGAUUUUCCAGGCCCCACGUCAGUAGCUACACGCUUGAGUUCUAAGAGUCAGUUUUCCACUAACGUCAGUGUGAUUGGGACCGAUCCCUUGGAGAACAUGGAUGCCUCAAAUGAUAAAGAAAACUUAAGACGGAAGAUCUGUGACUUGGAAACUGAGCUUGAGGGCUACCGGAAUUUCAUAUUGCAGCUUCAAAAGCACUCCCAGUUCAGCGAGGCUGUUAUCACAGUUUUGUGUGGGACAGAAGGGGCCCAGGAUGGCUUGAACAAGGACAGGGGUACCAGUGACGAAGAAGAAAGGACCUUUUCAAGUUUGCACCAAGUACGCUAUGUGAAACACAUGAAAAUCCUCCAUCCGCUGGCCCCAGAGGUGAUGGACUGCAAGACGCUGGAGAGUCUCAGACAGCGGCUAGUGGACCAGGAGUGUGAGCUGCAGAGGGAGCAGAAUCUGAACAUGGAACUCUUCAGUGAAAUCCAUAACCUGCAGAAUAAGUUCAGAGAUCUCUCACCCUCAAGAUACGAUUCAUUACUUCAGGCCCAGGCCAGGGAACUCUCCCUUCAGCGACAGCAGAUUAAGGACAGCCACGGUAUCUGUGUUGUUUACCGUCAACACAUGAACACCAUGAUUCGGGCGUUCGCGGAGCUGCUGCAGGCCAGCGACGUGGAUCACUGCGUGGCCGAGGGUUUCCAGGAGCAGCUGAAUCAGUGUGCUGAGCUGCUCGAGCAAUUGGAGAAGCUGUUUCUCAAGGGAAAAUCAGUUGAAGCGGAAAUGAACACGCAGAAGGAACUGAGAGAGAGGAUUGAGGAAGACAGCUUAAGCUACCAGCACAUUCUCCCCGAGUCUCCUGCGCCCUCAGCCACUCGUGCGCCGUCCGACUGUGACAUGUCUGAGAAGUCCUCCUUCUCGCGAGACCAGAAGCAAGACGGUGAGACCGAGAAGAUGUCGGGCCUGGCGAACAACUUUUCUCAAGACUUACUAAUGGAACACAUACAAGAAAUUCGAAGUUUGAGAAAACGUUUAGAAGAAUCUAUUAAAACAAAUGAGAAACUCCGGAGACAGCUGGAACGACAGGAGUCUGAACAAGGUUCUUCAAACAUUUUCGUUUAUGGUUCCGAGCUGCAUAAUUCUCUGACGUCAGAAAUUCGUUUCCUGAGGAAGCAGAACCAGGCCCUCAACACAAUGCUCGCUAAAGGAUCCAGAGAUAAACAGAAGGAGAAUGAGAAACUGCGCGAAGCCCUCUCCAGGAAGACGGCGGACCUGGAGCACCUUCAGCAUGAGUUUGCCUGCCUGAGGGCCGAGAACCAGAGGCUGCAGAGGGAGGUGGAUGAGAAGGAGAGCCAGAGCCAGCAGCCGCUCCAGGAGGUCUGCCACGGCCGCAGCCAGCUGAGCAGGGUGCAGGAGGAGGUGAAGCUGAGGCAGAAGCUGCUCUCCCACAACGACAAGCUGCUGCAGUCCCUGCAGGUGGAGCUGAAGGUGUACGAGAAGCUGGACGAGGAGCACCGGAGCCCGCGAGGUACAGAGGCGUCGGGGGAAGGCUGGAGGGGGCAGGACCCUCGCGGUGACCUGCAUGGCCUCCUAACAGAGAUCCAGGCUCUGCGGGCACCGCCGGAAAGGAGCACCGAGCCCAGCAGUGCGCGGCAGAGCGGGCUGCGGGAGCGGCUGGCCACGGGCGGGGAGGAGGCCCCGCAGGCAGCUCUCGCUUCGGCGCUUCAGACCCUGUCCGUCCCCGAGCAGCCCCUGCAGCGGGACAAGCCUGAUGGUGACAGGUGUCCCAUGGCGCUUGAUAAUUCGCAUGACCUGUUUGAUUCCACCCCGGCACUGCCACCAAGAUCAGCUUCAGAGACUCCCCCGCUCUCUGGAAAUGAUAUGGACACCCUCUCCUGCGUCAGUGCCAGCUCGACCACCAGCACCUCGAGUGUGUCCCGCCUGGUCCCUGGCCACUGCCUGUGGGCCAGCAAGAGUGGCUGCCACAUCCUGGGUCUGAUCGAGGACUACGAUGCCCUAUGCAGGCAGAUCAGCCAGGGCCAGAAGCUCCUUGCAGAGAUGGACAUUCAGAUCCAAGAGGCUCCCAGCCCCACAAGUCAAGAGCUGGGAGCAGAGGGUCCACACUCGGCGCCCCUGAGCAGCUUUGUCACCGGUGUGAGCGCAGCCAGGCUGACCUUGGACGAGGCCGCGAGGCUGCUGACGCUUCUCUGGAGGGUGUCACUCCCCACUGAUGGCCAGUGCACGCCUCACUGUCAACAGGCUGGAGAAAUGAAAGCAGAGAUCACCAAACUACACAAAAAAUUAUUUGAACAAGAAAAGAAGUUGCAAAACACCAUGAAGCUUUUGCAGCUGAGCAAGAACCAGGAAAAAGUCAUCUUUGAUCAAUUGGUUGUAACGCACAAGAUCCUGCGGAAAGCCCGAGGAAACCUGGAGCUCAGGCCCGGGGGUGCCCAUCCUGGAACGGCCAGUCCCAGCAGACCGGGCUCCUGAGUAGAACUGUCCGCCAAUAAAGCUCGUGGUUCCCCACCCA
Molecule: messenger RNA, 5899 nt
Organism: Vicugna pacos (alpaca)
Lineage: Eukaryota; Metazoa; Chordata; Mammalia; Artiodactyla; Camelidae
Source: RefSeq, a predicted model, not a curated record